Messenger RNA from Arabidopsis thaliana (thale cress), 1156 nucleotides. It is a transcript of the gene PUP12, whose product is annotated as purine permease 12. The transcript is spliced from 2 exons. Gene Ontology annotation, biological process: purine nucleoside transmembrane transport; transmembrane transport; purine nucleobase transmembrane transport. Bases 62 to 1156 code for a protein of 364 amino acids. Gene Ontology annotation, cellular component: membrane. Gene Ontology annotation, molecular function: purine nucleoside transmembrane transporter activity; purine nucleobase transmembrane transporter activity. The record is from RefSeq and is marked reviewed. NCBI's taxonomy places the organism in Eukaryota, Viridiplantae, Streptophyta, Magnoliopsida, Brassicales, Brassicaceae.
CUGAGACUUGUCUUAUAAUCCUCAACCAGACUUGAUCCAUUAGUCAACUCUUCUCUUCACAAUGGAUGAAGAAGAAGCAAUGUUGCUGCUUAAGGAAGAAGAUGAAGGAAGACGAAGAACUAGUGUUCCUACACAACUCAUGAAACUAAAUAGAAGCCAAUGGUGGAUUCUUGUUUUCAUAAGCAUCUUCUUUCUCAUCUCUGCUCAAGCCAUUUCUGUUCUUCUUGGUCGGUUUUAUUACAAUGAAGGUGGAAACAGUAAAUGGAUCUCUACUCUUGUUCAAACUGGUGGCUUUCCCAUUCUUUAUCUCCCUCUUUCUCUCCUUCCUGCUUCACAAUCUUCUUCUUCUUCUUCUUCUUCUUCUUCUUUCAAGACUCUGGUUUGGAUUUAUCUUUCUCUUGGUUUUGCUAUUGGUUUAGAUAAUUUUUUAUACUCUGUUGGACUUUUGUAUCUCUCUGCUUCAACUUAUUCGAUUCUAUGUGCUUCACAGUUAGCUUUCAAUGGUGUCUUCUAUUAUUACAUCAAUUCUCAGAAAAUCACUUGUUUGAUUUUCUUCUCAGUGUUGUUUCUCUCUAUCUCUGCUGUGUUGGUUUCUCUUGACGAUGAUUCAAAUAGCCCAUCAGGAGAUUCUAAGUGGAGUUACUUGAUUGGGUGUUUCUGUGCAGUUUUUGCUUCUCUUAUCUAUUCUCUUCAGCUCUCUCUUAUGCAGUUUUCUUUCGAGAAGGUUCUCAAGAGUGAGACUCUCUCUAUGGUUCUCGAGAUGCAAAUCUAUACGUCGCUUGUGGCUUCUUGUGUAGCGGUUAUCGGAUUGUUCGCAAGCGGGGAAUGGAUGUUGUUGAGUGUGGAGAUGGAAGAGUUUCAGGAAGGUCAAGUCAUUUAUGUUUUGACUUUGGUCGGGGCAGCGGUUUCGUGUCAAUUGGGUUGUGUAGGAGCCGUGUCGCUUAUAUUUCUGGUGUCUUCGCUGUUUUCAAACCUUAUUAGUACGCUCUCACUCAUUGUUACGCCUCUCGCGGCCAUUGCGGUGUUCCAUGACAAGCUGACUGAGGUUAAGAUGGUGGCGAUGCCCAUCGCCUUCACAGGAUUCACGUUUUAUAUCUACCAGAACUAUCUUGAUGACUUGAAAGUACAAAGAGCACGAGAAGCUCAGGCCGAAUGA